ACUCUGCCGCAUAUUGCUUCUGACUGGCUCCGAGAUUCUCCGUCCAGGUCUACGAUAGUGACUCGCGAAGAGGUGACUGAGAUGGACAGCCUCGCCCUGGCAAGCGGAGGAGAGACCAUGGCCUCGCUCCUUGAAACCCCACUGAGCGAGGCGGGUUCCUUCGACAUUUUGAGUUUAAUUUCCACGGCCAGCCCUGGGGCGGUCAACUUCUUUACUGAGACUGUCCUGAAGCAGCUGGACAGGUUCGAGAGCGUGGAAGCUCGUAUCGCAGUGACUGGGGAAUCCGUUGGAGGCAGGUCCUCGUUCAUCGACGCCAUACGGAAUGUUCCGGACAACGAGGCAGGAGCCUGUCCCGCUGGGGGGUCGGUCACCGAGCCCACAAAUUACAAAUUCCCGAGCACCAACGCGCUGCAGAUCUGGGAUCUUCCUGCGAUCGGGAGCCCAGACUUUUCAGCCGCGGAGUAUUUGGACCAUGUGGCAUUUCACCGAUUCGACGCCUUCCUGAUCCUCAGCUCCGAUCGCUUCACAGAGAAUGAGUUACUCCUGGCCAAGGCCAUUCAGAAGAGGCAGAAGAAUGUCUACCUCGUCCGCAUGGAGUCAGCGAGUGACCCCCUCCUGCCUGGAGGUGAACAACGGGAGGCAUCGCCAAACGACGGGCUGAAGGAGCAACUUCCGAAGGUUUUCCUUGUUACCAGCUGGCGACCGGGGAGCCUCGGCUUUGAGGAGCUGCUGCUGGACUUGGCACAGGAUCUUUCUGAGCUGAAGAAACGCGCCUUUCUGUUCGCCGUGCCCUGCGUCACCUCCAAGAUUGAGCAGGCGAAGAAAGAGCUCAUGAUGAACGAAAUUUGGAAGGUGGCCGCCAGGCCCAUUUUGGUGAACAUGAUGCCUAUCCCCGUGCUCUCCGAUAUGUGCGGCAUGACCCAGUUGGUCGCCACAUUGACCUCCUACCGCAAGGCCUUCGGGCUGGAUGAGGAUUCCCGUGGCCGGUGGGCGAAGAGGGUGGGGAGGAAGCCAGAGGAGUUCUCCUCGGCCGUGACAUCCACGUUCGGGCUGGCGGUGUGUGUCAGUGCUGUCAAGAAGCAGAUUGCCAAGGCUGCACAGUCAGGGAGGAUCCUGGCGACGCUUCUGAACGUGGUGCCAGUGGUUGGGCAAAUGGGAUCGGCCACAUUGAGCUACAGACACACCCUCAGCAUGUUGGAGGCAGCGGUGGGCGAGAUGGCACAGGACAGCGAGAGGCUGCUGCAGAAGGUACUCCCACUGAAAUAAGAGAGGGCACGGACUGAUCCAGGCACACACUCACACACACACGCACACUCAAACACACACACACUCUCACAUACUUACACACGCGCACUCAAACACACACA
Stegostoma tigrinum is the source of this 1367-nucleotide messenger RNA. RefSeq names its product interferon-inducible GTPase 5-like. The transcript has 2 exons. Gene Ontology annotation, molecular function: GTP binding. Bases 82 to 1266 code for a protein of 394 amino acids. Gene Ontology annotation, cellular component: membrane. Lineage: Eukaryota; Metazoa; Chordata; Chondrichthyes; Orectolobiformes; Stegostomatidae. The record is from RefSeq and is a predicted model, not a curated record.